Klebsormidium nitens is the source of this 3411-nucleotide messenger RNA. NCBI's taxonomy places the organism in Eukaryota, Viridiplantae, Streptophyta, Klebsormidiophyceae, Klebsormidiales, Klebsormidiaceae. The record is from the annotation of a GenBank genome assembly.
AUGGAAAGCAGCGGAGAGGAUGUUGAAACUGGCGGCUAUGAGGAUGUUGUUGAGCUGAUAGCAGCUGCUGAGGCGGACGAAGAACUUCCACGGGCAAGCAGGGACCUUGUUAAGAAAGUGCACAUAGUUCUUGAAGGUGCUGUACUGCGCAAGAGGAGUAUCGACGCAAGCCUAGCCAAAAGAGUGUUGAAAGUGAUUCGAGCCCUUCUUCCCUCCAGCCUUAGAGAAGUUCUUGAAGAAGAGACGGUCGAAAAGCUCGGAGACAUCUUUGAUGCUCUUUUCAGGCCAGAGAAGCAGACCGGAACGACCUUUGCUGUCUUGGGGGACGUUCUAUACACUGUGGAGGAUCUUUGUGAUACGAAAGAAGGCAGGGAGAAGUGCGGUCCAUGCUUCAUCCCCAGACUGGUCAGACUGCAAUAUGGUAGGCUUCCUUUCAAAGUACGACGGGCGGCUAUUGAGAGCUUAUCAGCCAUCACAGAAGGAAGUGCUGCCAAUCUGAAGGAGCUCCUGAAGCUCGAGAAAGAUUGCACCAUUCUCUUCACUCAAACACUUCCGAGCUGUGGGGAUUUCCUGACCCAAGCAAGCAUACUUGAAAUACUGUACCGGAUCGUGCGGAAGCAGUCCUCUUUGCUUCAAACCGGUUUCUGCGGAGUGGAAAAAUGGAGAAAGUCUCUAAAAGAAGAGUUCUUGAUGAUUGCGAAGAAGCGGGAUCCAGAGCUUUACAAGGAAAUUAGAGCCUUCCUACUCUCGUACAACGCUUCACUAGGAGCAGCUCGCAGCGUCUUUUCGGUCGAGUUCGAGAGGAUCGUCAUAGACGGAAAUGAAGCGACGGCGGUGACGGACAGAUGGCUGGAUUUUGGUUCCAAUCACGUCUCCUUCUACGCUUUAAAUGAAGAGGACAAACGGCUGGAAGCAGACGAGGAGGGGGCAGCGCUUGUCGACCUUCCUUACGGGAGAAUACUGGACCUAAAACGUUCUUCUGCAACAACUCUCAGCCUGGUGGCAAAGUCGGCGGCGGCCGGGCUCGCAAGCGCGCAGUUCUCGCAAAACGCCCAGUCUACGAAGGAAGUUAGUAUCGAGAUGAAGGACAAAGAGAUGGUCACCGUCGAGCGAGUCAUCUUGCCAUGGCUGAACAGCAAAAACAAGCAGGAUUUACCUCAAGAGCUCGUCAAGGGGCCGCUCCACCUUGUCAGCACACGAACACCCGAACGUGCUGACAACAACAAAGAAAAUCUUCCUCCAAACAAUAAUAAUGCUUUAUCCUCACCACGGAAAGAAGGAGGCAAAAUGACGACCAGACUGGACCCCGAGCUACAUAAUUGGGAAGAUGUAUUCAGACAGCCUCAAGGACCUGAAGACCACAGAGAGACUCACUGUACGGCUUUCCAAGAAACAAGAAACGACCGGAAAGAGCUGACGCAUCAAGAACACUCUUGCGGUGACAGAAGCGAUAUGCCGAUCGAGAUGUUGCGACAGCAAGUCCGAGGGCUUCAAGAGAAGGAUAAGUGCAGACCAGCAGCAGAGGAUGCGGAUGGCCGAGGCAAAAAGGGAGGUGCGAAAAGGAGGGGCGAAGGUGGGGAAAAAGCAGAUGAGGCAAACAAAGAGCUCUCAGAAAGGGAUAAAUCCUCCGCUGACGAUGACGACAGUACGAGAGCUGUAAAUAUCGGCAAGGAUGCCGGUGUUGCAAUCAAGAGCCACAGGGCUCUUAGGAUUCCUCCAAAGCAGAACAAAGUCGAAUCUUCUAGCCCCGAGGGUGGGAAGAAGCCAGAGAAGGAAGCUGAUACUGGGAGCCCGCACAAUAUCGGCGCAAAAGGCGGAGGAAAGGACGUGGCCGCAAGAGAGAUGCAAGCGGCAAAAGUUCCUAAGGAAUCUGUUAACCAGAAAUACAUUGCUAAGGGCAAAUCAGAAGGGAGAAAAGUUGACAGAACGAAGGAAAACAAUCAUGGCGCUUUCGAGUUCAAAGCUGAUGAAGGCAAAGACAAAAUAGAAGCGGAGAAAGAAGGCAGACUGCCCUCCAAAAAGCAGGGCGGACCAGCUAAACGAGGCGCAAACGAAAAGGAGGCAGUCCGGAAUGACGGAAAUGCCAACGGACAGCCUGAUGAUGAAGAAAAGGAUCAGGAGGACAAAGAUAAGAAAUUGGAUGGUGCCGUCAAUCAAAAGAGUGUUGCUGUCCGCGCUUUGCAAAGGCGACAAAGUAGAACAAAUCAACCCGACUCCGAAGGAGAUGCCUUCGACAUCCUACCGAAAGCUGCUGCGUGUGAUCCAGAAAAAGGUGAUAGUCCACGUACCCCGCUUCGGGGGGUUCAGCAGCGCUCAGAGUCUCCGGCGCCUCAGCUUAGGCGCGACAGCAUGUACCAGGAUGAGCAACAACAAGUUGAAGAAGCCCUGGCUUAUCUGCUUGAGGAGGAGGACCCUGAUCAGACGAAAGGGAACUCCACCUGGAAGUCGGGAGAUGACACAACAGCGGGAGCUCCAGAGGCGAAGCUGGACUUGAAUCCUGCACGCAGAAAGCCCCUGAAGCUGAAGACCGGGAAGCGGCAAGACGAAAGUGAAGACAAGAAGCCCGCAAAUUUGGAGUUGUCUGCCUGGAACGAAGACCUUCCUGAUGCCGGCUUCGACGCACUGGAAGACCCCCCGCUUUCUCCAGCUCUUACUCCAGAAGAAGAAGCGCCUCUCAGGCUUCUCGCCGACCUCCCAAAGUCAGAGCGUCAUUUGAGAAACGCCCGCCGAAAUGGAGUCGGCACCGAGGUCAAGAGCGCCAAGCCUUCUGAGAAAGAAAAGCCUGCACGCAAAAGUGCCCCUGCCCCAAUUGACACUCUUCUACUGGAAACAGCUGCAGUCGAGGAAGAGCUGUUGGGAACGCCUGACGAAGGUCUUCUGGAUACGGAAGGAGGGACCGACGAGGGUGGACUCGGAGGAGCGGUCAAGAUGAUUGCCAAGAUGGUGACGCAGCUGAAAGGCAAGAUGAAGCUACAGUCCAAGAGGAAAGCGUCCAGCAUCGUGGAGGAUGCUAAGGAAGCCAUGCAGGCGGAGAUGCUCAAAGUCCAGAAGAAGGUCAAGAAAGACAGUGACGAGUGCAUCCGCGUCUGCAAACGCAAGUUCGGCACAAUUGAGGCCCAAUUGCAAGCCCACAGCAAAAAGAUGAAGAUGCUUCAUGACAAGUUCCAGGCAGACUUCAAGCAACAAUUGGACGAGUACGAGAACACGUUUGCGCAUAUGGACGACGCCAAGGUGGACAUGAAAGAAGCGAUCGACAAGACGAAAGCUGCUCACAAGAAGUUGUUCGAGCAAGCUCAGGAGAGCGCCACCGAGAUCCUUCAACAGACAGAGAAGAAGCUGCAGUCCAUUAACAAGGGUGCACGCGAAAUGAAGGCGCUACGUCAGGCCCUAGUCGGUAUCACUGCCCUGUGA